This is a messenger RNA of Seminavis robusta, 1278 nucleotides long. The record is from the annotation of a GenBank genome assembly. Lineage: Eukaryota; Bacillariophyta; Bacillariophyceae; Naviculales; Naviculaceae.
AUGACCGCUCGAACCUCAGCUCCCCUUCACGCUCACGAGAGCAGCAGCAGCCGCACCAUGAGCAAGAAAUGUUCCCAAACGAUCAAGUCCAUCAAAAAGUUCUCUCCCAGUCCUGCCAUGGCCAAAGGAGCCACAAACCCCUUGACACUCCACGCAGUCAAUGACGAUUUGUUUCCUCGUCUGUGGUCCUUCUUGGCAGAAAUCAUGUUGGUGGAAGGAUCGCUGUUUCCAUCCACCAAGGAAGCCAUCUCGUGGAUGGUCAACUCCAAGUACAGUGGUGCCGCCACGCCUUCUUCCAACAAUAGCAGUAACAAGAAGAACAAGAUUGUCGAUCCCUUUGAAAUGGCCAUUCACGCCGAAGCGCUCCGAUAUGCCGAACGCCUCUUGAACGAUCAAGACGAACUUGGCAGCAGCAGCAACUGGCAGAACAAUCAAACAUCGUGUCUUUCUCGCUCGGGUCGAGCCGAAGCCGCACUGGUCGUGUUGCUGUUUAGUCAUUUGAAUCGAACCACCACUGCACUUCACGGCGAACAGGGCAUCUCUACCGCCAUGGCGAACGUCUCUCCCAGUCAGUGUGAUGGCUCGUCUUCCUCCAAGAACAUGCUGAAACGCAUGAUCAGCAAGUCCCAACAACCCAAGUCCCUCAAGGCUGGUUUCACUUCUCCUCUCUUUAGCAGCACCAGCAGUGCCGCCAACCGAGGCACGUUGCCCGAGCAUUUGCGAGGUUCCGCCUUUGCCGGAGACGAUUGCGCCAUUGCCUUGGGACGGUUGGUGGCAUGGGUCGACUCGUACGAAGAGCAACUCCUGGCCAAGGGGGUCUUGACGUCGGAAAUCCUCCAGAUUCUCAAUGACGAUUCCAACGUUCCCAUGGCUCCUUUUGCGCCAGAAACAGCUCCAUGGAGCAAAAAGCUUCAGACAUUGGACGGAACACACGCACAAGAUUUGACGCAUGCCCUCUUGUUGGUAUCGUACGCCCCGGAAAGUGUCCCCGACAGUGCGGCGUGGGCGUCACUCAAUCAGACGAUUGGCAAUGACAAUGCCACGGCCAUGGUGAUUUGGUGGUCAUUGCGAUUGACAUUGCAGGGUGCGCAAGGUCUUCAUACACCAAGGCGUUCCAGUAACAGCAGCCACAAUUCGGGAUCCACUCGACGAUCCAUCGGUCAACGACAGCCCCGCAGAUCCUACUAUUAGGUUUUCCAUCAUUGCAUAGGCUCCCUCCUUCUUUCCUCUUCCUUUAAAAGAAUACAAUACAUAAUACUUGUUACACUAUUAUUAAUU